AUUGCAGUAUCAGACGAAUCUCCAUAUACUUGAGUUUGCUACACAAAACAUUGGGGGAUCGGCAUUUUUAUGAAGAUGACUGACAGGAAAUCGGUAUGAAUUGUUGAGAAUUGUCGACGAAACAACAACACUCGAAUUAGUCUCGUGUAUCAAUUAACAAUCGCUUACGGCGGAAUAUAAAUAAAACCGCAGCUCUCUAGCUAUCUGGUGAGCAGAGGAUUUGGGGAAGUCAUUUUAACGCUCCUGCGAGCUCGCAGUUAUCUCACAUGUACUGAGAAUGGCCGUGCACGGGCCCGCUGUAUAUAAAUUUCUAGUGUUGCUUUUAGUUUCUCGAGAAUUAAAUGCACUGACCCUCUUAGAAGGAGUUGGAAAUGGACGUAAAGGAAUCCCGGAGGAUGCGUUAACUUUUGAGGAACUUUUACAGCCGAUUAAAGGCCAGAAGCAGAGCCAGACAGAAACGGGGAAGAAUGCGAAACCAUCGAAGAUUGACAAAGUUAUUAGUUUGCUGGAAAGCUUGCAGUCACAAGUUGAUGAACUAAAAGCGAGCGUAGAGAGUGUCCAAAGAAUGCAGGAGGUCUUGAAUGAAACAAGAAAAGAAUGCCAUCUGCAAGAUCAAGACUACACUCACAGCUUUGACAUCACAAACUGCGGUAAUAAAACUUCAAAUGAAGGAAGGUACUUUAUCGCUGAUGCAACAUUUGGCACAUGGGAUGAUCAUGCAUUUUGUAGGGUUUUUUCUACAAAAAAGAUACCACAGUUGAAUUACGCAGUAACAGCAGAACUGUAUAAUGUAAUUGGCUAUCACAGUGUUGACUAUGGGUUUCCUGGAAUCGCCUACAACAUUGAAAACAACCAGAAUUUUGAUUUUGUUUUUCUCCGGCUUCAUCGAAGAAACUCUUGCUUCCAAACUGGCUACGUGCAAAACAAUAGAAUUCAAUGGAUUGGCACCAACAAUGGACCGUGUCCAAACGGUCCUCCGAAGGGCCGAACAUGGUUCAAACUUCAGGUCUACGUUCGCGAGGGCGAGGCUCAGUUAUUCCUAAAUGACAUUCAAGUUAGUGUAAUCAAGCCACACUUUCCACCAAUCGGACGAGGGGGCGUGAUUGUUGCAGCUGGCCAGCAAAAUGUUGUACGGUUUAAGAACUUCAACAUCUCUGCGAUUAAGCCGUAUCCAUUUGGAAUAUACAACUGUAGAUCCUACUAUAGAAUAAGCGACGAGUAUUAUCGACUGGACGCUAAAGACGGCACUUGGCCUGACAGUGGGUUUUGCAAAGCUAUUCGAGAAGAGUCUAUAUCAAGUAACAGUUACGCUAUUUCUGCUAGUCUUUUUAAUCAGCGAGGAUUCACAGGGACACCGCAGACAGGGUACCUGGGGUUGCUCUUCAAUGCACAAGACCAAUACAACUUCGACUUUGUCUACUUCAGGCCAGGUUCUUUUGGUGGUUGCUACAACACAGGCUUUGUUCAAAAUACAAAUAUUAACUGGGUCAAUGCCAAAAUAGGUGCCUGUCCUGGUGGGCAGUUCAAAGGAGCGGUUUGGAACAACGUCACUGUUUAUGUCAGAGGUGAUGACGUCAGCGUGGAGCUUGAUGGGAAACAUCUAGUGUCAACAAAAGCACACUUUCCUACUCGAGCAGUUGGAGGUGUAAUACUUGGCAAUGGUGUAGAUGGCGUGGCAUCCUUCAAAUAUUACAAGGUAACGCCAAUCGAACCAAGAAAAUUUGACAUUUACGACUGUACUAGGUUCACUAGAAGCACGAAUAAAUAUCACAUUCUUGAUGCCAAACAUGGUGGCUUCCCACAAGACUCAUUCUGCAGAGCUAUUAGCAAAGUAAUAAUCCCUGGAAACAACUAUUACAUUUCUGCUGAAAUGUUCAUGCAAGGAUGGAGGAACGCAGAGUCAGGCAGAAGCUUUAUUGGACUUGCUUUCAACGCAAAAGACAGCUCAAAUUACGAUUUUGUAUACGUUAGGCCAAAGAAGAAUGGGUUCUGCUUUAGAAUGGGAUACGUCAUGAAUGGUAUUGUGCAGUAUUCCAGUUUAUUAGAAGGGAAAUGCCCAGGUGGUCCUCCACAAAAGGGAGUUUGGUUCAAAAUGUCAGUUGCGGUUCGUGAAUCCUCAGCAAUCAUAUCGCUUGAUGGAAGGCAUCUCAUCACAGCCAGUCCUCAUUUCCAUACCUUCGCUAGAGGAGGUGUUCUUGUUUCUAAUGGUGACAGAAAUGUAUUGACCUUCCGCAAGUACGAAUCCCAUGCAAUCAAACCUUUCGAGUUUAUAUUUUCACGAUGUGGAAGAAAAACUCAUCAAAAUAAUGGAAGCUUCAUCAUAGACGGAAUGUACCCGAACUGGCCACUGAAUGGGUUCUGCAGCGCAAUGUGGCGCCCAACUUUAAGAACAUUGGCUAAGCAGUAUUUCGUUCAAGCAAAGCUGAACAAUGUCGAGAGUUGGCUGGGAAGCGAUUGGGGAAAUCUUGGGUUGAUGUUUAACGCUCUAGAUGAGAAUAAUUUUGAAUUCGUUUAUAUAAGGCUUCAUGACAAGCAAAACUGCUACCAGUUUGGCUCUGUAUUCAAUGGACAAGUACGAGAACGAAAAACCAACUCGGGCUCUUGUGGCGGAAGGAGGCCGAAGAAAGACACCUGGUUUCUUCUGCGCGUGCAAGUGAAUUCCAAAAACGAGGCGUCGCUGUUUGUUAAUAAUCUGGAAAUCGGCAGAUAUACCGCAGCUAUUCCUUGGCAUCCACGUGGCGGUGUUGUUGUUGCAAAUGGACAUAAAAAUGUCAUCAUGUUCAGGGAGUUUAAAACCUUUUCAAAAGGUUAAUUCUUGAUUUGAGUUAUACUAGUAAAUAAUUUGUUUGUCAUUUCAAGCAGUAUUCAGUUACAACCUAAAAUUAGUGACAAUUAUAGAUAAUUUAAACCGCACUGUCUGUUUUUAUUUGUCAGAACGCUAGCUGUAAUUGGUUUGAAACUAAAAUUCGAAUUCAGAUAGUUUUGUUGUUGAGAAUUUUCAAAAUAACACAAACUGCUAGGAACAAGGUUUGCAACUGAAAUGAUGUUACGAAAGGAGAUUAGAACUUUUGAUAAUUGCAUUUCUCAGAAUCGACCGGUAACAAGAUUUUAUGUAUUCUAAAAAACAUUGCAUUAAAUCAAAUCUCGUCGUCUUCAUAAGUUGUAUGGUAGUUCGCUACUAGACCACUAUGGACUAAAAUGCCUUAGCCUUCUCGUGGUUUUGGCUGCUACCCAGCGGCAGAAGCCUCCGUUGCUCUGCCAACUGCUUAUCAAUGUAACUCCCAUUCAAAAUUUAUCCAAGCCCUUCUCUCAAAUCGUCUUUCUUUCCUCGCUGAAAAUGAUUCUUUUUCUGUCUUGGCAUUUCUAAAGAUAACAUAACAGAAACAAAAAACCCAAAUUUGAAAUCCGUAUGGAAAAUGCAAAAUGUAUCUAUGAUGAUACAUUCUCCCAGUAUAUUUGUCUUGCCAGUAAAACUUCUCAACAUACCUUCUCAAGGUGUGUCAUUGUAUUGCCAGGAAGACAUGGUCACAGAAUAGGAAAUAGGCAGAAGGGUAACUCUCGUCGGUUCCUUUGUUGUUUUUGAAGCCUGAGUCAACAAUAGAAUUCCUUAAUUCCCCUUUAACCUCGAUUCCAUUAGACGAACUUAGCCAUGACAAAUCAUCAUUCAUUAAUCAGAUAUAAACGAAUUAACAUAAUUGAAUUUGUUCAUUAUCAUGGGGCAUUUCGUCUCGUAUAAAGUUGUCUACUUUCAUUCUUUUUUUAAAAUUUCCCCGACAGAUACAUGCUAAGCCUCGUAUAAAUUAACGCAUGCGCAAGUUUUUUCAGGCUUCGCCCGAUAGGCAGGAGUUCCCUUUCUGCCUAAUUCCUAUUCUGUGAUAUGGUGCAAUUUAUUGGUGUUAAUUUCUGCUCCAAAAUGGUUUAAUAGAACUUCAGUUACGACAUUAUGUCUGCAAAUAAUUUGAAAAUAUGGAAUAAGAUGCAAUGAAUCUUUUCUCUGAUUGUAUGAACAAUCUGUCAGUUUUCGAUAUUUUUAGCAAAGAUUCCAAAAAGCAGAGAUAUUCAUUAUCACAGAAUCGCUUGUCAUAACUCAAUGCCAUCUUAAUUUCUUGCACCUCUUGAACAUCGUUACGAAGCAGUAGAUAUGCACUGGCACGUCACAUUAUCACGCUAUCUGGCUGAGAUUUGUUAGUGUAAAAUUCACUAGAUUUAAUUUCUCUAGUAGUUUCUUAGAUAUGGGGCAGAACGAUAGUCGACAUCCUGCCUUUUGCAGGUUGCAUAUUGUAUACUAAUAAGAGUUGGUUUUGACUUUUUAUUACUUGUAAAUUUAUAUGGUUAUUGAAUUAAAAUAACUCCGUGUAUAA
Rhopilema esculentum is the source of this 4361-nucleotide messenger RNA. RefSeq lists its product as uncharacterized. NCBI's taxonomy places the organism in Eukaryota, Metazoa, Cnidaria, Scyphozoa, Rhizostomeae, Rhizostomatidae. The record is from RefSeq and is a predicted model, not a curated record.